UACCAUCUUGGCGUUGUGAUUCGUUCAGAAUGAGCAUCCCUCAGGCAAUCCACAAGGUCAUUGUGCUCGGCUCGGGCCCGGCCGGUCUCACUUCGGCGCUGUACGCUGCACGCGCUCAGUUGGCGCCGCUCGUGCUGCACGGGAACAACCCCGGCGGCCAGCUGACCACGACCUCCACUGUGGAGAACUUCCCCGGCUUUGGCAAGGCCGGCGUCGAGGGCCCCGAGCUCAUCAGCCAGAUGCAGGAGCAGGCCGAGCAUGCCGGCGCCGCCUUCCAGUACGGCCACGUCGUCAAGGUCACUGCCCCGCCGCAGCCUGCGCCCAUCACGUUGGACUUGGACGAUGGCACGUCGCUCCAGACCCACGCGCUGAUUGUCGCCACGGGCGCCAAGUCGCGCCUGCUCGAAAUCCCCACGGAGCAAACCUUCUGGGGCAAGGGCGUCUCCACCUGCGCAACGUGCGACGGCUUCUUUUACAAGAACAAGGUCGUUGGCGUGGUCGGCGGCGGCGACUCGGCGGCGGAGGAGGCACUCUACCUCACCCGCAUGUGCUCCAAGGUCUACCUCAUCCACCGCCGCGAUGCGCUCCGUGCGUCUCGCGUCAUGAGCCAGCGCGUCGCCGAAAACCCCAAGAUCGAGAAGGUCUGGGACUCUGUCGUUGACCACCUCUCUGGCACCCCCGACGGCCUCCUGUCGCACAUUCACGUCAAGAACGUCAAGACCAACGAGUCAAAGGCGCUGCCCGCAUCUGGUCUGUUUGUCGCCAUUGGCCACAUUCCCAACACGGAGCCGUUUGGCCUUCUCGACCGCGACGCGAACGGCUACAUUAAGCUCGCCAACCAAAACUCGACCAAGAGCAACGUCGAGGGCAUUUUCGUCGCCGGCGACUGCUCCGACCACGUCUUCCGUCAAGCCAUCACUGCUGCCGGCACUGGUUGCAUGGCUGCCAUCGAGGCUGAGCGCUGGCUCGAGGCCAAGGGUGUGUAAAAACAACAGCUUGUGGGAUGUUUUUUUUUUUUCUUGUUUUUGCUUUUUAAUAAACUUGUUGGUGUCG
Molecule: messenger RNA, 1053 nt
Organism: Capsaspora owczarzaki ATCC 30864
Lineage: Eukaryota; Filasterea; Ministeriida; Capsasporidae
Product: thioredoxin reductase
Exons: 2
Coding region: 30-986 (318 amino acids)
Biological process (GO): removal of superoxide radicals
Cellular component (GO): cytoplasm
Molecular function (GO): thioredoxin-disulfide reductase (NADPH) activity
Source: RefSeq, a predicted model, not a curated record